UGGAAUAGCAACGGCAUCUACAUGAGUGGAAGCAACAUCCUAAUUCCAUCAAAAUGUUUUUUAACUACAGGCCAAGGUUUGAGAACAGUGAUUUCCUGGGACAGUUACGAGCUGAAAGAAGAGUUGCGAACGAAAUAGGUCUAGACCUUCGUGCCAAAUUCCUCAAAAAUGUGGAAACGCUGUUACAGUCAUUUCACCAAAGCGGCACAUGUGAUACACGCGAUCUUAAGCCCACUAAUGGCGAUGCAAUUGAAGUUAUUAGAAUGAAAAUGAAGAGCGAGGCACAGAAAGUGCUCCGUGUACUCGAUGGUCGGGUUGAAGAUGAUUUCUCAGAGUCAGAAUUCGAAAAGCCACAUGAUGAAGAGUUAGAAGACACAAGCGCCAGAUGCCACGUGGGUUCAGACUCACCAAAACAGCCUGGCUCGAAAAAGACGUAUCGAUACAAAUGUCCAAUUUGUAACGAAAACUACACACACAUUGCGAACCAUUUGAAGUUUUUUCACAAACUCAAAAAGGAAGAUGUCUCAAAAAUAAGACUUCAAGAAAAGAGCAAAAGAAUCAGAGAAGCAAAGAGUGGAAAUAAGAGGCCAUUGCGACCUUGCCCAGUUAAGUCAUGCAAGUGGGAAGGUUACCGAAUGGAUUAUCAUUUGCCACAGAAGCACAACAUAAAGAAAGGGUCAAAAAGGUACAAGGCUCUUACCUCUCCAUAAUUUAACCAAAAAUCAAAGACUGUACUGAUGAGUCAGAGACUACAUGCAAGCAUACCUCAGGCUCAUACAAAAAAGGGAAAUAAAAUGUAUGUUUUACAGUAAGAAUCACAAAACCAUGACCAGACAAAUAUUUCAGGAAUGGUUGUAUCGUUCCUUGGCCAAUCACAGACAAACAACAUUCCUGAAAAAUGUAAUUGAUUUGCACUGUAACGAUAAUGAUAAGUAAAUUCAUAAUACCAUAAUUAAUGUACCUAAGUGCCAAGAUCUAUUUUAUAGACUGACAAAUUAUUUCAUUGUGUUGAAAUAUUUGAAUAUUGUUCAAUUUUUGUUGUAGUGUACAUGUUUUCAAAACCAAAAAUAAACUGAAGUCAGAUAGAUUUAUAGGUUAUUUUGA
Molecule: messenger RNA, 1104 nt
Organism: Pocillopora verrucosa
Lineage: Eukaryota; Metazoa; Cnidaria; Anthozoa; Scleractinia; Pocilloporidae
Source: RefSeq, a predicted model, not a curated record